AUGACUGCCCGCGCUGAAUGGCCAGAUGUCGAAAAAGAACUUUCAACUACUGUGUUCCAGAGAAGUGACUUUCAGGAAACUGUUUUUAAUGCUCGAGAUGAUGAGGUACCCGAGACCACAAACAUGGUUGAGAUUUCUUUCAUACAAAAAAUGAUUCGGAAAGGCCUCAGUGCAUCAUCAAACGAAACAAUUGAGAUUCGGCGUCAAGAUCCUGCAUCACCAUUACAUUCUUGUAAAAAAUUUGAAGAAUUGAAUCUGAAAGAAGAAUUGGCUAGAGCACUUUAUGCCAUGGGUUAUAACGUGCCAUCGAAAAUUCAGGAAGCGGCCUUGCCUGCGUUAUUAGCUGAUCCUCCACAAAAUGUAAUAGCACAGUCUCAAAGUGGUACUGGAAAAACUGCCGCUUUUGUGCUGGCGAUGUUGAGUCGGGUCGAUACUACAAUGAAACAUCCACAGGCCAUAUGCCUAAGUCCCACUUACGAAUUAGCUAUACAAACAGGUAAAGUGGCCGCUCAAAUGAGUCAAUACUGUCCUGAUAUAUCGAUCAAAUACGUUGUUCGGGGCGAAUUUCGCAGAGGUCAAAAACUUACAAACCAUAUAUUAAUUGGCACACCGGGUAAACUAUUAGACUGGGCAUUAAAAUUUGAUAUGUUUGAUAUGAACAUGAUUAAAGUGUUUGUCCUGGAUGAGGCUGAUGUCAUGAUUUCGACUCAAGGACAUCACGACCAGUGCAUACGAUUACAUGCGAAACUUUCACCCAAUUGUCAAAUGUUAUUGUUCUCCGCAACAUAUGACCAGGCUGUGAUGGAAUUUGCAGAAAUGAUCAUUCCCAACCCAUUAGUAAUUCGAUUAUUGCGAGAAGAGGAGUCUCUGGAAAAUAUUAAACAAUAUUACGUGAAGUGUGUUGAUGAAAACCAAAAGUAUAACGCUAUCACUAAUAUAUAUGGAGUAAUAUCUAUUGGACAGGCUAUUAUAUUUUGUCGAACUCGUAGAACUGCCUCAUGGCUUGCUAAAAAGAUGCGUGAAGAUGGACAUUCUGUAUCAGUGUUGUCUGGUGAACUUCCAGUUGAGCAAAGAAUACUUAUUCUUCAGCGAUUCAGAGCUGGUGUUGAGAAAGUAUUGGUUACCACAAACGUUCUCUCUAGAGGAAUCGAUGUUCAACAAGUAUCCAUCGUUGUAAACUUCGACAUGCCUGUAGAUAUAUGCAAAGGUGCUGACUAUCAAACCUAUCUUCAUCGGAUUGGAAGAACUGGACGUUUUGGUAAACCUGGAAUUGCGAUUAAUUUGAUAGAUUCAUCGCAAGCCAUGGAUGUUUGCUUAGACAUUCAGAACCAUUAUGGUAAAAUUAUUAUAUGCUUAGACGCAGAAGAUCCUGAUGAAAUUAAAAAACUUGAAAAUUAA
Molecule: messenger RNA, 1398 nt
Organism: Ctenocephalides felis (cat flea)
Lineage: Eukaryota; Metazoa; Arthropoda; Insecta; Siphonaptera; Pulicidae
Product: DEAD-box helicase Dbp80-like
Exons: 1
Coding region: 1-1398 (465 amino acids)
Biological process (GO): poly(A)+ mRNA export from nucleus
Cellular component (GO): cytoplasmic stress granule; nucleus
Molecular function (GO): RNA binding; RNA helicase activity; ATP binding
Source: RefSeq, a predicted model, not a curated record